This is a messenger RNA of Scleropages formosus (Asian bonytongue), 1918 nucleotides long. RefSeq names its product inosine-uridine preferring nucleoside hydrolase-like. The record is from RefSeq and is a predicted model, not a curated record. Gene Ontology annotation, molecular function: hydrolase activity, hydrolyzing N-glycosyl compounds. Lineage: Eukaryota; Metazoa; Chordata; Actinopteri; Osteoglossiformes; Osteoglossidae. The transcript has 6 exons. Bases 114 to 1286 code for a protein of 390 amino acids.
GAGUCCGUCCGCCGCGGCGGGAGGGCUAAUUCCGUCAGAGCGCGGUGCGGAGAGAUUGGCUCACGUCGGGUCUGUGCGUUCGCUGCGACUAGAACACCUGUCCUGUGUAAUAAAUGGUGAAGGUCCGCCUGUUGCUCACGCACUUCAGUUCCUUCCGGGGGCUCGUGAGAAGCCUGUCCUCCUGUAGCCGCGGUGCGCGUGCCCUCUGCGCGGGCUUCGCUUUUGAAGCGCGCGACGACGUGCAGCCCCGGCGGCAUCCUGAGCCUGAGGGGACGAGCAGAAGCGCGCGCGCGGACCCUCCAGUCCAGUUCGGCCUCGGAUCCGCCGCUAUGGUGAAAAAGCUACUGGUGGACGUGGACUGUGGGGUGGACGAUGCUCAGGCUAUCAUGAUGGCAUUGGCUGCUCCUGAUGUCCGGGUGCUGGGCAUCACCUGCGUUCAUGGUAACACCAGUGUUGAGAACGUCUGCCGAAACACGCUGCGGGUCCUCAAGGUCUGCCACAGCCUGGAGAUUCCAGUGUUUCGUGGAGCCUCCCGGUCCAUUCUUGGGCACAGUCUAAACUUGGGUCACUUCCAUGGCAAAGACGGGCUGGGGGAUGUUCCAGACCCAAAGGCUCCAGGCCUUGAGCUGGUGCAGAAUGAGGGUGCAGUUGAAGCCAUGAUCCGGAUUGCCAGUGAGCAUGUUGGCGAGGUGUCCCUGGUGGCCACCGCCCCUCUGACAAACCUGGCCUUGGCAGUGAGACUUGACCCCACGUUCCCUCAGAAACUCAAAGGCCUCUACAUCAUGGGUGGAAACACUGACUCUCGAGGAAACUCCACAACGUGUGCCGAGUUCAACUUUGCUGCUGACCCAGAGGCAGCUUACAUUGUGCUGAAUGACUUCCUGUGCCCCAUCUACAUGGCAUGCUGGGAGUUCACAAGUCUCAAUAAAUUAUCUUGGGAGUUCUGUGACCUGUGGUUGGCCCAGGACUCGGAGAAGGCCCGCUUCAUGGAGAAGAUCUUUGCAUACUGCAGGAAGGUGUCUUGUGCAGAGCGCUGUCACGAGGAGAUGGGAGAUGGUACAGGCUUUGUGCCAUGUGACUCCUACGCUAUGGCAGCUGCCAUUGAUGACUCCUUCAUGGUGGAGUGCAUGCAGGUGGCAGUUACCGUGGAGCUCACAGGCACGUACACACGAGGUAUGAUGGUUUUAGACCACCAGGAGCUCCUGAGUAAAAACAACAAAGUCUUUAUUAUGAAGAAGGUGGACAUGGAGAUGUUUAAGGAGCUCAUGAUGAAUGCCCUUAAAUAAAGACAGACAACUUUGGGGUUUUUUUUUUUUUUUUUAAAUGCCAUGUUUGCUGGCUUGAUUUAAUUCUAGGUGUCAAGACCUGGCAGGAAGAACUGCAAUAACAGAAACUGAGACAACUUAAGACUCUCUUGGUUAUUUUUGACUUUUAAGUUAUCGCUUUAAAAAAUUAUUUCAUGUAACAUUUAUUUAAAGUGGUAAAAUGUCCAGUUUAUAACGUGUCACAUUUCAAUAUAAUUCAUUAAUUGCAUUAUGUAGUUCUGAAUUUAUUAAACUAUGAAAACACUGUGACGUUUUUUUUUCCACAGUACACAAGUAUAAAUGGUUAAAUGGUUAAUGUGCACUUUGCAUGUUAGAAGUACCGCACUGUGGUGUAUUUUUAAAUGAAAAGAUGGUGUACAUAAAGCUGCUUGGUGCCAUCAUGGAAAAGAACAGGACAAAGUGGUGUAACAAAGGUGUGUGUUUAUACAGGCCCACUGAAGACUCACUGUAUUAUCUGUAUACCUGUUUUGUCAUCUUAAUCCUAAUUAUUUAAUUUUUCACUUUUUGUCUGUAAAUACAUUAAAACUGUCAUAAUACUGUUUUACUGGUGGUGUAAGAUGUUUUCCCAGUCUUGUGGGACUGACAUGGCGUAA